AUGUUGAUGAACAAGGAUGAGACGCAGCGAGAGAGUGAUGUAGUAAACGUGCGCAGCACCCUUCCGCCAGUUAAAAACACUGAUCACAGCCCUGCAUUCCCACUGCGCACUCUGUCUGCUGAAGAGGCUGGCACUCACCCUCUGAAGGCCAUUUCAAAAGCUCCCUCAGUAGGGAGCAGGUCUGUGGCUGAGAGAGAAAGAGCCAGGCUGGGAUUUCCUGACUGUGUGUACUCUCACGCAGCCCACGUCUUCCAAACGGCCCACGUGGAGAAGCCGCUCGCUCACAGAGUCAUCAAGUACUCCCCCACUGCUCACACCCACACUGAGGAUGAGAUUUAUGGAGACUAUUCCAAUGCAAAGCAGAACGAGCUGUGGGCAUAUGAGCUGGCAUUCAGUGCCCUAAAAUUCCAGGAGCUGCUAGAAGACAUGCUGAUUGACAGCUGCUUCUACCCAUCUCAGCAAACGCCAGAUGACCUCACGUCCCUCGUGGUGGUCAUGCUAUACGACCUCCAGGACAGGAAGUUCCAGCCCAGAGAGCCACUGACUGGAGAAGGGGAGGGGCCUAUAGAGGAAGUGAGACGGGUGGAGAACAGCCUUUUCAGUUUCAGGACUAAGCUUGCAGCUUCGUUGGCUCGAUGUAGAAUCAAGCAAAACCUGCUGUCUAUCGAUGACAUCUUGCCGAAGAGUGUGAGAGAAAAACACCAGAGAAAACAUAAACUACCACUGUGUGCCUGGGUCAACACACUUAAGACCAGUAUGGAGGAAGUGUGUGAGACCCUGAGAGCAGCAGGCUUCUUCGAGGUGGACCCUCAAAGUCGUCUGAAGGGAAAAGCAUUCUGUAAAGACCUGCACUGUCCCGACGUACUGCUGUUUUCCCAGCAGGCUCGACAACAGCUGGACGAGACUUUACUGAUGACAGAGCAUGCUCUCAUAAUACAGGCUAAGGUCCGCAGUCUGGCUGUGAGUGCGGUCCGCCCCCUGUUGGCGAAAGAUACUGAUAUUCUGAUGGUGGGGUCCUUCUCUGCUCAAACUGUAGCACAUGUAGCGGUCCUCGCUUCUGCCUGUGAUGUUCGUGUCCACAUCUGUGGGCUUCCUGCUGAUCCCGCCCACAGGGAGGGGCUACAAUCUACAAUCUCCACCAUUGGCUGCAAAAAUGUGCAGUUUCUCUCAGAUGAGUUUGCUGAGCUGAAUGAAUGGGACUCACGCAUUCAGACGGUUCGGGUCAUUCUACUGCUGCCGCGAUGUACAGCGUCUGGGCUUAGCAACCCUGUAGAACACAUCCUGCAUGAGGACGGAGACAGGGAACUGCUGCAGGAUCUGUCUAAGGGCACCAUCUCGGACACCAAACUGGACUCACUGGUUUCUAAACAGAUGCAAGACCUUAGUCAUGCACUAACAUUUCCCAAGGUGCAUGCUGUGGUCUACUGCACAUGCUCAGUGUACGCAGAAGAAAAUGAAUCAUUGGUGAAGAGAGCACUUGAGAAGGCAAUCAUUAGGCCAAAGCUACGGCCAUUCAGGAUAGUGUCUACAGGAUGGAGGGAGGAGGCAGAGGAGAAGUUCUUCAGACUGGAGGAGUCGGACUCCACUGACGGCUGCUUCAUCUGUGUGCUGAAGCGAGAUCAGGAACCAGCAGAACCAGAAACCGUGCAGGACAUAUUGGCGCGUGCAGCGGCCAAAGGGCUACUGGGUGACCUGAUAGCCCCACAACCUUCCGACCAAGUCAAGCGAAAAAAGAGAGAGAGACGAAAAGGAGCAGCAGUGCCUCUUCCUCCCCUCUACCCCCUUCCACCUGCCAUUGCAGUCACCACUGGACUUCUAAAUGACCUCAGUGUCCCUGACAGAGUGUAUGAACAGUCACCUAUGGCUACUGCUGUCCACAUCAGAACUGGCAUCCUCUUCCACUUCCUCGUCCACUGGUUCUUAUCUCUCCAGCGGGCUCUUGCUGCCCACCAGCCGUUCUGA
Molecule: messenger RNA, 1962 nt
Organism: Colossoma macropomum (tambaqui)
Lineage: Eukaryota; Metazoa; Chordata; Actinopteri; Characiformes; Serrasalmidae
Product: putative methyltransferase NSUN7
Exons: 13
Coding region: 1-1962 (653 amino acids)
Molecular function (GO): methyltransferase activity
Source: RefSeq, a predicted model, not a curated record